Vespa crabro (European hornet) is the source of this 3428-nucleotide messenger RNA. RefSeq names its product proteasome activator complex subunit 3 (gene REG). The coding region runs from base 118 to 855 and encodes 245 amino acids. Gene Ontology annotation, cellular component: cytoplasm; proteasome activator complex; nucleoplasm. Gene Ontology annotation, molecular function: endopeptidase activator activity. NCBI's taxonomy places the organism in Eukaryota, Metazoa, Arthropoda, Insecta, Hymenoptera, Vespidae. The transcript is spliced from 5 exons. Gene Ontology annotation, biological process: regulation of G1/S transition of mitotic cell cycle; positive regulation of endopeptidase activity; regulation of proteasomal protein catabolic process. The record is from RefSeq and is a predicted model, not a curated record.
UUCUCAUUUGAUAUCGGAGUACGUAUAGGUAAUCUCACUUCCUGUUUGAAGUUGCACGUUUUAACAAAGAAGUAGUGUGAUUGUACUUAAUAAAGCUUUUUUUUUAUAAAACGUAUAAUGGCGGAUGCUACAGCAGAAAAGGUUCAAGAAUACAAGGAUUCUCUUAAAACUAAGGCAGAACAGCUAUUAAUAACAGGAUUCCCAGAGAAGAUCGUAAAAUUAAAUGAAUUAUUGGAAACGCCUGGUUUCCGUAAUCGCAAAUUGACAGAUGUUCAUCAAGACUUAAAUGUGCCCAUUCCAGACCCUAUAGUUCUUAAUCAUUCCGAAGAUGGACCUAUUACGAAAAAAAUUAAAAUGGACAAUAGUGUGGAUGAAACUAGCGGAACCAAAGUUAUGAUACUUCCCAAUGGACCAGUACCAUGUAAUAAACCUUUAUGUGAAUUAAUUCAUGUAGUGAAACCAUAUAUCAGACAACUUUUGGAGGAUUCUAAUCUGUUAAAAAUGUGGAUUUCUUUUUUGAUUCCAAAAAUUGAAGAUGGUAAUAAUUUUGGUGUAUCAAUUCAGGAAGAUACGCUCGCAGAAAUACAAUCUGUAGAGAGUGAGGCCGCUGCAUUCUUUGAUCAAAUCUCUAGGUAUUUUAUCUCUCGAGGAAAAAUCGUUAGUAAAGUUGCAAAAUAUCCACACAUCAUUGAUUAUAGAAGAGCCAUUCAAGAAUUAGAUGAAAAAGAAUAUGUGAGUUUGUGGCUUGUAAUGUGUGAAGUCCGCAAUCGCUACUGUUCAUUACAUGAUCUCGUUAUCAAAAACUUGGAAAAGAUAAAAAAACCACGCUCUUCCAAUGCGCAAUCUCUCUACUAAACAUAUGAGUAUUUCCUGUAUAUGUGUACAGGAUGGUCGAAGUGCAAAAAUAAUCGCAUUAAAGGAGCGUGCCUAAAACUUUAUGAUAGGAGAGAAUAAAGCUCAACCAACCAUUGCCAUCCGCUCUACCAUAUUAGAUAUUGACUCUAAUGCCUUGACAUUAGUCCAUCAUUCUUUCGACCAAUUACAGUACUAUGGAUUAACCACAUAGUUGCCUCACACAUAUUACACGGAGAAUAUGGUUUUAGCUUAUUUAUAUGCAGAAAGGUUGAUGUAGCUGAGAUUAUUGUAAACAGUAAUAAGAAAGAGCAUCGAAACCUAAUAUUGUUCUAUACUUUCUUAACGUUCAUGUUGGGGUUGUAUGGUUCUAUAUUCAGAUCAUUGUUAAAGUGCUCCAAUAUACUUAUCACCGAUUUUACAGGAUUUAGGAAUUUCAUUUGAUCUGUUUUUUCUUUUUUUUUUUUUUUUUUUGAUUCAUUAUAUAAAGUUUAUCGGUGAAUUAAAUGAUAUAAUAAAUUUGUACAAUAGUAUAGAAAAAUUCAAACAUUUUUAUGAGAAAAUAUCUUAAAGGUCAUAUUGUAUUUAAUUUAGAAUUAUCUCUAAACGUAUGAUCUGUAAUUUUACAUUAAUAAAAAUAUCAAAAAUAUGAAACGAAGCGUGAUGUAAAAAGAAAACAAAAACAAAAAGAUAAAAUGAACUUUCUUAAUCAUCGGUGAUAUUCAUUUAUAACUGUAUAAAGUAGAAUAUGGAAUAAAUAUGCGCAAUUAUAUGAUUAGUGUGUCAUACACUAUUAUUAAUUCAGUAUUUACACUUAUUAUCAUGAAUGCAACUUUUGCCUUUAUUGCAAGUAUUUUUUACAUUAAUUGAGGCGUAAUGAUGGAUGAUAUGGCAAGAUUAAAAAGAUUUUCCCAAUGUCUUAAUAAAUGAUACAUGAAAUGUCAUAUAUCAUUGAUCUACAAUGAGUUAAUUUAAACUUGUGAAUGUAUUAAAAGCGACACAACCAGAUUAUUUAAAUAAAAAUUUCUUCAGUAAAUAAUACAGUUUCCUUAGCCGUGGUAUAUAAAGUUUAAUUAAUUACUGGUUCUUUUUUUUUUCUUUUUUUUUUUUUUUAUUUUAUCUUAUUUUCUUCAGCAUUUUCUUCUUCUCUGUAUAUGAAGAAAUGAUAAGUUAAAAAAGGAAACAUACAAACGUUAUUUACAUUUUACUGAGAUUGUAAAUAAUAUAUUAUCUUGUACACAUAAUUGAAUAUUUUGGAAUGACAAAAAGACGCUUUGUACGCUCCUUGAGGGAAAAAAACAAACAAAACAAAACAAAAGAAAAAUAUGUAUACAUCAUUGUAAAACAUUUUGUGUCUUUUGGAAAGGACAGUCCAAUUGAUGUAUCAAGAAUUUAACGUAGUAUUCAUUAUAUUUUUUGUCACAAUGCAUCUUAUAUCAUUCAUGAUUUGUUUUGCUUAUAUUACUGAUUAACUAUUCUGGAAUAAACAAUUAUUCCAAUAAUGAAGAACUUAAAAAAAAAAAAAAAAGAAAAAAAUUAUGUAUUUUGUAUCAAUCCUUGAUCAGUUACAAGCAUUGUAGUAGUUAUUAAAUUUUUAAAUUGUCGAGAUAAUAUUAAUAAAAUAAAACUUGACAUUCAAUAUUUGAUACAAUUUCAUUUCAAUGAUAUUAUAAGUUAAAUAAUAUAAAGCUCGUUUCUUUUGCCUCUCGACAUUCUUUUUGCAUUCAUUUUAAUUAUUCCUCUGCACGUUGGUUUUUCUCUUUUUCUUUUCUUUCUUCUUUUUUUUUUUUUCAUUUUUUUUUUCUUUUCCAAAUAUUUACUCAAAAAGUGUACCAGCGAAUAUAUUAAGAUUCUCUGCUUCUGUUUUUACCAAAAGAAAUAUUACUAAAUCUUAAUUUUUGAUUGAAUGUUUUACGAAAAUAUUGAUAUUUAUUAUGUCAGUUAAUAAACAUUUUAUUGGAAAAUGACGUAUCUUGAUAAAUCUUGAUAAUGUUGGGUUGUAAUUUAAUAAUGAUCUUUAAAUGUUAUUUAAAUCGAUCCAUUGUUAAAAAAAAAAAUUUGAAUCGGUCGGUAUUACAGAACGUACUUUUAAUUAAUUGUGUAACGAUUGCACUAUAUUGUUUCUAAUUUCAUUUUAUAUAAUUUUCUAUGUCAUAUUAAUGCACAACAAAUAUUAUACCUUGUAUAUAUAUACACACGUUUAUUUUUAUAAAAUUUUAUAGGCAGAUAUUAAAUAUUUUGAUUUCUUUUUUAUAAACAUCCUUUUUAUAAAUAUUCGUUUGGUUAUAUAGUAAAAAAAACAAAUUGUAUUUCUUUUUUACUAUAAAACUUCAUAUUGUAAGUUACUAUUUGUGUUUAUUGUCUUGACGAAUAAUAAUAAUAAUAAUAAUAAUAAUAAUAAUAAUAAUAAAAAAAUAAAUAAAUAAAAAACAAAACAAAAACAAAACAUAAAUUAGUCACUAAGGUAGUAAGUUGCAUUGUAACAAAUAGAAAAAGAAGAAAAAGAAAAUGAUUACGUACUUAUCAUGUAAUUUUUCAUAAAAUAAUUAAAGUUCAAUAUAUAGUAAUAUUUGAAA